Messenger RNA from Menidia menidia (Atlantic silverside), 788 nucleotides. NCBI's taxonomy places the organism in Eukaryota, Metazoa, Chordata, Actinopteri, Atheriniformes, Atherinopsidae. The record is from the annotation of a GenBank genome assembly.
GUCAAAGAACAAGUUUUAUCGUAACUUUGAACUGGUAGACGUAUUUAAUUAUUUAAGUAUCUUCUAUGAUGUGAUGCUGUGCCCAAAUCAAGGCACUUGGAAAUAGGCAUAUGGGUCCUUUUUCCAAAGUAUGACGUAGCGUUUUUAAACCGGAAGUCAAACUGAUUGCGUUUUUGCUAGCUUGAGCCUUAAUAUUUUUUGUGAAGCAGUACAUUCAGAGCGGAAACAUGUUGUCUAUGUUCAAGUCCAUUCCCACGCAUAUGGAUUACAAGGGCCAGAAGCUGGCAGAACAGAUUUUCCAAGGAAUCAUACUCAUCUCAGCGGUGAUUGGAUUCGUAUACGGUCUAAUCAUUGAGCAGUUUGGUUGGACUGUGUAUAUAGUAUUGGCUGGUUUUGCAGUGUCUUGUGUGUUGACCCUGCCGCCCUGGCCUAUGUACAGGAGGAAUCCUCUGUCUUGGCAGCCAGCUGUGCCAGAGAGCAGUGGGGAAUUGACCCAAAAGCCUCAGGAAAGUCUCAAGAAGAAGAAGCAUAAAUAAAUAAAUAGCUAUUCUCUCUCUGGUUGUAAAAGCAAAUUUUUGUAUGGGAAGUGUCUUUCACAGUUCUAACGACAUUAUACAUGCUUUACGCACCCAUCUAUCCAGCCAUUCAUCUUUCUGCGCAAAUCAAAAAUCACAUUGUGGACGAAACAGCUUCAGGACUAGGAAACCCAAAGAUCCCUCCCUCCAGCACCUCCAGAUUUAAUAUUGGCUCUCAAAAAGUGCAGACAUUUGGUGAAAAAAUAUAUGCAG